AUGAUAAUUUUGCUCACCUCAACUUUUCUCCCACAUUUGUUCUUCAAGAGCCUAGACGGAUCAGGGGCCCCCCAAAAAACGUUACAGAACACUGCACCAACAUUUACUUCACAAGACGCAGUAACGAUUAGUGUCAACACGAUGGCGUCCGAAUACAUAACUGAGAAGGUGUUGAUGUAUGAGCCCACCGAGGAGGAAAUUAAAUACCACCACAAAAAUCAGCACAAAAGUUUAAGGUACAUUUUCUGUGGCAAGGAAUUGGACGAGUUUGAAAAAGAGAAAAUAAAACAGCUAAAGGAAAUUGUAAAUGAUAUAAAAAAAAAAGAAUCAGAUGGAAAAGGGGUGGAAACCUAUGAGUCCAUGUUCGCUAAUACCAUUUUUGAGGAUGAUAAUUAUGUGCUCCGUUUUCUACAAGGAAACGAAUUCAAUUUUGAAAAGUGCUACUACGACAUGAUAAGACACUUGGAGUGGCGAGAUGAGAAUCUUCCUGUGCUGUACGAAGAUAUAAAGGAUAUGCUGGAAAAGGGAUACAUUUACGUGCACGGGCGGGACAAGAAAAUGCACCCCAUAAUUAUUAUCAAUUGUAAAAGCUUCAUUACUGCAGAUACGAAGGACGUUUUGAAGGUGGCCUACUACUGGAUGGAAUUCAUCAUUUCGAAGCUCUUCAUUGAAGGAAAAAUCGAGCAGUGGAGAGUUAUAAUUGAUUUGUCUUCCUGUGGUGUGUUGACCAUCCCCAUCGGCACCUUAAAGGACAUUUCCAAGUGCCUCAGCUGUAAUUAUAGAUCGAGGCUCUCCAAAAUGCUAAUCCUGAGCGCCCCUCUUUUUGUAACUGGCAUGUGGCACAUGAUGAAGUCAAUCAUACCGGUCGUAACGCAGCAGAAAAUAACCAUAUCUUCAGCGGAGACAGAUAAGGACGUUUUGAAGGUGGCCUACUACUGGAUGGAAUUCAUCAUUUCGAAGCUCUUCAUUGAAGGAAAAAUCGAGCAGUGGAGAGUUAUAAUUGAUUUGUCUUCCUGUGGUGUGUUGACCAUCCCCAUCGGCACCUUAAAGGACAUUUCCAAGUGCCUCAGCUGUAAUUAUAGAUCGAGGCUCUCCAAAAUGCUAAUCCUGAGCGCCCCUCUUUUUGUAACUGGCAUGUGGCACAUGAUGAAGUCAAUCAUACCGGUCGUAACGCAGCAGAAAAUAACCAUAUCUUCAGCGGAGACAGAUAAAAAUCUGCUGGAACAAGUGGACCUAGACCAAUUAGAGCAAAAAUAUGGAGGAACCGCCGAAAACGCAACGAUCUUCACAAAACCAAUCAUGCCAUGA
This is a messenger RNA of Plasmodium fragile, 1308 nucleotides long. RefSeq lists its product as uncharacterized. The transcript is spliced from 15 exons. The coding region runs from base 1 to 1308 and encodes 435 amino acids. Lineage: Eukaryota; Apicomplexa; Aconoidasida; Haemosporida; Plasmodiidae. The record is from RefSeq and is a predicted model, not a curated record.